AUGAUGGUCAACAAUGCAAAUAGUGUUCCUGAAGCUCUACAUGAGAACACGUCAAUUGAUUCAAAAAGUCCUCAUACCAUUUCAGAAAUUCCCAGUUCCACUGCAAAAGUUGAAGCAGAUUUAAAACCAAAACCAGAGCCACAUUUGAAAACAGAGGUUCCCUCCAGUGAUGUCCUUAAGCCGGAGCCAAUCGGACCAAAAUUUGAGAACAUUUUUGUCCUGAAUUCGGUGUACAAAACACCAAUAUUCCCAGCUCAUACUUCAAAUGUGAACACCAACUCUGUCCACCAAGAAACUACUUCACAACCUAAGGAAGUAGUUUUUCUAUCAGCUGAAGCAGAUGAUAUCAAAUUUUCCACUGAAGUUAAUGCAAAAAGAAGUUUUAUACUCAUCAGUUCUGCCUUUGGAAAUGAAAGAGUCAAGCGUUUUCAAGGAACUCCAAUUCUUAUUGAUGAUGAUUCUCCUACCACUCCUGCUGCCGCGACUAACGAAGAGAUACCAGCCUCUCACUGUGAUACAAGUGAAGGAAUUCCAAUGAACAUGGAGUUUUCUGUCCAACUAGGCUAUUCUUCAUUGAAUAAUGCAGAAGCUGGACCAAGUACAAGACCUAAUACAAUUGAAAAGAAGAACAGGAAAAAAAGAGCAGCUAAACUUCAAUCUCCUGAUGCACCAAAGAAACUGAAAAUAUCUCAAGAAGUGGACAUUUUCUUCUCCAAAUAUUUGAGGAAGCCUAUCUUUCAAGAAUGGUUAAUUCUCUUAGUCCUUUAG
This is a messenger RNA of Triticum dicoccoides, 768 nucleotides long. RefSeq lists its product as uncharacterized. NCBI's taxonomy places the organism in Eukaryota, Viridiplantae, Streptophyta, Magnoliopsida, Poales, Poaceae. Bases 1 to 768 code for a protein of 255 amino acids. The transcript has 6 exons. The record is from RefSeq and is a predicted model, not a curated record.